AUGGCCUUUCACCUUACCUACGAAGAGAAGAUGAUUCUACUUCCGUGCUGGAAAGAGGCCAUUGACCCUGCCAACUGGCAGAAUCAUAACGAGCUCCGCAAGGUGAUUGCCCUCAAGGGUAUCGAUAAUCCAGAAGGCCUCACGGCCCGAAUUGACCGCCCGCGCACCUACCUUCCGCCGGACAGUGUGGUCUCCGGUCCUGGAGUCUUGUCUUCCCUUCCGCUCGAACUCGUGUACCAUGUCAUUAGCUUCAUGGAUCUUGCGUCUGCGGAGUACUUUAGCCAGACCUGCCGCAUGUCCCGCUACCUGCUGGAACAUCAUGUGUUCUACAGUGUUAUUGCACGGUUUGUCCCUCGAUUGAGAGCAAUUUAUGCCCUCUGCGGGUUGAAGGGAUGGAACACUCUUUAUGGCCUUGCGGAGGAGUUGCACUACCCCUACUGCCGAACCUGUGGCCGACAAGGCACAAGCCUGUUCCUGCCCCUCGGAGAGCGUGUCUGCUACAACUGUAGCACUCAGAACCCGGCUUUCUGGUGCCUGUCCGUUUCUGAUGCCAUGAAUGCCUUUUGCAUGUGUCAGUCGCAGGUCGAGAGCCUGCCUCUUGUGAAAUCCCGGAUGACAGUCUUCUCAACCGCCAACUUCCCAGAGGUCAUCGCCGAUGAUGAGAGUGUUCUCGUGCCAGCCAAAGCCGCCUUCCUCGCCGCCCUGAAGAUCUGGGGUAGCCGCGAAAACAUGAUGCGAUAUUCCAAGCCCGGCGACCCAGACGUAUAUGCCGAUUCGACUCUCGACGAGGUUUUGGUUGGCGCGUCCUUCCGGUUUCUGCGCAACAUGCAGCUCAAGACCGCGGAUGACCCCAGCCAGCUUGACGGGCCGGUGAUUUACAUGCACCCGCGCAUGUCUAGCCUGGUCACUGUUCCGUUCCCGUGGGUCCCGCGCGACAAAGAUGACUGCGAGCACCGCUACAUGUGCCGCGGAUGUGACUGGCUCUCGAAGCAGUGUUACAUCGGCCCCAACCUCCUCGAGUACUCGGGUAUUGAUUCGCGGCUCCCUAAAGCCCGCCUGGAUCGUAUUAUCCUGGGCCGUCGUGAUAUCGCCCACACCUGGGAGGAGCUGAAGGAACACAUUGCCACUUGCGCCGGAGCUGGAGUGUUACUGCGCAUGUACAUUCUCGAGAGGGACCACGAAGAUGGCAUGGGGUCCAGUCUUUUCUGGUAA
Penicillium canariense is the source of this 1212-nucleotide messenger RNA. Its product is annotated as F-box protein. Gene Ontology annotation, molecular function: protein binding. Lineage: Eukaryota; Fungi; Ascomycota; Eurotiomycetes; Eurotiales; Aspergillaceae. The record is from RefSeq and is a predicted model, not a curated record. The coding region runs from base 1 to 1212 and encodes 403 amino acids. The transcript has a single exon.